GGAAAGCGUCAUACCGGAAGUCCACAGUAGCUGCUGUUAGCAUUUGUGGACAGAAGCGACGGACUUGUAGUUUGUCGAAAUUUAGGUGUCUUGUUUUCACUUUUUUUCUCGACCAGUUUGCCUGGUGGUCGACUUAGUGAUGGACAAGCUUCGUCGUGUUUUAAGCGGCCGAGAAGACAAUGAAGAGCUGGGUCUCACAGCGCAGGUCCUUGAUGCCAGCUCCCUCAGCUAUGGCACCAGGAUAAAAUGGUUUGUCAUCUGCUUUGCUGGAGGCAUCCUGUGUUCAAUCCUGGGCACCGCUUUGCUGUUUCUUCCCAAUGGGAUCAAGCUUUUUGCUGUUUUCUACACACUAGGAAAUGUUGCAGCUUUGGCCAGCACCUGUUUCUUGAUGGGACCAUUAAAGCAGCUGAAGCGCAUGUUUGAACCAACAAGAUUGAUAGCCACUAUUGUUAUGCUGCUCUGCCUCGCCUUAACACUUUGUGCAGCAUUUUGGUGGAAAAAAAAUGGAUUGGCCAUCAUCUUCUGUAUUCUGCAGCUUUUGGCGAUGACUUGGUAUAGCAUCUCCUACAUUCCAUUUGCCAGGGACGCAGUCAUCAAGUGCUUCACCACCUGCCUGAACUGAAGCAAGCUUUCCAUCAACGCYGGUCCCAGUCUGCAAACCUGCAAGAACAGAGACUUUGUAAAAUAAACAUUUUUUUACUCUUUAUUCCUCCACACGUUGUCUGCACUGGACUGUGAAUACACACUUCUCACAUUUAGCUAAAAGCUUUAGUCUGUAAUCAGAACCUAACAGCCGCUGUUCAUGACAGUAAAGCUUCUGUCUGUGAUUACUAAUAUAUUUAAGAUAUUCCUUUAUAUUCUGAGGAUGUUUUUUAUUAUUCGUUUGCAGGGAAAUGAUUUUCACUUCGUUUUGCAAAGCGUCUUACAACAAAAGUGCCUUAAUGCUGUAAUAAAAUAAAGGUAUAUCUUUAUAUUUAUGCCAAACCUUUGUAUAUUUACAUUUUUAAUGAGCAUUGGAAGCAUUAGAAACCUAACCAUUGUUUUGUGUGUGAGAGUUUUUGUAAAAGCUCAUAUGAAUGUUUUUAACUUUUGAGCCACUGAUAAACCCUUUGGGAUGCAUAAAGCCCACGUUUCUUUGGAGAUUCCAUUUUUUUAAAUCUAAUUAGCUUUAAAUGCUGCUUUUGUCUCUUCUCUUGGUCUUAAGUGUUCCCUGAAACACGCUGGCAUCCCCCCACACUCCCCCCACCCACUCAAUAAAUUACAUUAAAAAUG
Messenger RNA from Austrofundulus limnaeus, 1272 nucleotides. RefSeq names its product SFT2 domain containing 1 (gene sft2d1). The coding region runs from base 140 to 622 and encodes 160 amino acids. Lineage: Eukaryota; Metazoa; Chordata; Actinopteri; Cyprinodontiformes; Rivulidae. Gene Ontology annotation, biological process: vesicle-mediated transport. The record is from RefSeq and is a predicted model, not a curated record. The transcript has 8 exons. Gene Ontology annotation, cellular component: membrane.